Messenger RNA from Anneissia japonica, 882 nucleotides. Its product is annotated as myosin-2-like. The transcript is spliced from 7 exons. The coding region runs from base 61 to 882 and encodes 273 amino acids. Gene Ontology annotation, cellular component: vesicle; myosin complex; actin cytoskeleton. Gene Ontology annotation, molecular function: actin filament binding; microfilament motor activity; ATP binding. The record is from RefSeq and is a predicted model, not a curated record. Lineage: Eukaryota; Metazoa; Echinodermata; Crinoidea; Comatulida; Comatulidae. Gene Ontology annotation, biological process: vesicle transport along actin filament; actin filament organization.
AACGAAAAGAAGUGUACGUCUAGGCUAGACCCACCGAAGAUUGCUUGAUUUAAGCAGGAAAUGGCGACUGUUUUAACGGAGAAAAGUAAUAAUAUUCAAGUUGAGAUUGUCUCUCAAACAAAUUGCGUAAAUACAAUUUCUACAUCUAAAUGUCCACCGCAAGUUAAAAAGAAACCUUCUUGUCGCUUGAAAAAGGGCUUAAAGGUUUGGAUACAUGACAAACAAGAAGUUUGGGUACCAGCUUGUGUUGUGUCCUGUAUGUCAGAUGAACGGAUAAUAGUCAAAAAAUCUGAAGUGGAGGAUGUUGUGAUUCAUGGUAAACCAGGCUACCCAGUACUGUAUGGCUCCACUGAUUGGAUAAAUACCGAGGAUCUUGCGUUACUUAACCCAUUGUCUGAGCCUGCUGUGCUUUACUGUUUGCGUGAGAGAUACUUGGCUGGGCGUUAUCACACUCAGACGGGAAGUACACUUGUUGCUGUGAAUCCAUUCAAGGAGACAGGUCUCUAUGCUGCUUACGUGAUACAUCAAUACCAUUUGAACCCAAAGGUUCAACGACCUCAUGUAUAUGGAGUUGCGGAAGCAGCGUUCAAUAAUCUGAGUAGAAGACUAGGAAAUAUUAAUCAGUCAAUUAUUGUCAGUGGAGAAAGUGGUGCUGGAAAGGUACAAGAUAUUCCAACACAAGUGCAUAAGGCACAUAACCCGCUACAUAACGAACAACUUGUUCUUCGUUUUGGUCCAGAGGUUUGGGUUCUUGCACCUUGGGCUUUGGCAUGUCCUUGUCAUGGCGAUCUGUCAGAAUUAAACUUAGCAGAGUUCUCAUUACAAAGUGAUUUAAUGAACCAAUAUGCUGGCAUUCUGUAUUCAAGUCUAAUGAUUCCAUAA